UCCCAAUAAUUGAAGCACCUUUACUUUUCUACCCUGUCGAUGACGAAACGGGUUGACGACGAGCGAGGGGGGCCGACUGCCUCUGUCGAGAGCAGGCCAAGUGCAUAUGCUCAAGCUGCCGAGUCAAUAAGGGAGGAUCUCAUACGUAUGGAGCGGGCGCACGCACUGGCUCCGCGCAUGGCGAAUAGCAGGGCGGCGGCGAUGGGCCCAACCACACGCCUUCUCGUCCUGUCAUUGAUCUACUUCUUGCUCGUCGCCAGCCAUGGUGCUCUCCGUGCCGACUCUCUCUCCUUCGACUUCGACUUCUCCAACCCCUCCACUUUCAAUCUCACCGACUUCACGCCUGCCGGGGACGCCGCGUUCCAUGGCAGGUUCUUCGACCUCACGAAUAACUCGUACAGGGACGGCAUCGCCUCCAGCGUCGGCCGCAUGGCGUACGCGCACCCAGUGCCGCUCCGGGACAACGCCACGGGCCAGGUGGCCAGCUUCACCACUACCUUCUCCUUCGCCAUCGACAUCACCGACAGGGACAACAAGGGCGAUGGCAUGGCCUUCUUCCUCAGCCAGUACCCGUCGGUGCUGCCGCCGAACUCAGGGGGCGGCGCCCUCGGCCUAUGUAAAAACUGUGACAACAACAAGACCGCCGGGGAGGACAGGUUCGUGGCCGUGGAGUUCGACACGUACAACAACACCUGGGACCCGAGCGCGACCUACGACCACAUGGGCAUCAACGUGAACUCGAUCGUGUCAGUUGCCAACAUCUCGUUGGAGAGCUUCAGCCUGAGCGGGCAGAUGACCGCGCGGGUGGACUACAACGGCAGCACCGGCGUAAUGAACGUCGAGCUACAGUUCCCACCCAGCCCGAGGUUCUAUGGCGCUACGCGGACCUUCAACUUUAGCGCCAAGGUGGACCUCAUGACCGUGCUGCCGGAGCAGGUGGCAAUCGGGUUCUCGGCGGCGAAUGGCGCGUCCGUUGAGUUGCACCAGUUGCUCGCUUGGUCCUUCAGCUCGGUAACUCCGGGAAGCUCAUCCAGCACAGCCACGAGUACAGGUGCUCCGCCUUCAUCGAGUUCCAGAAUCGGACUAAAAGUUGCUCUGGGAAUUACCAGCUCGGUGUCUUUAUUCCUCUGCAUAGCUGUUCUUGCUCUGCUCCGUGCAUUACGAAGAAAAAACUUGACGUUGGCUGAGAUACAACUAGAAUCAGAAGCCCGAAACAAGCUCAUGGACCAGGAAUUUGAGAAGGGCUCAGGACCCAAGCGGUUCGAGUACGGCCAACUUGCCAUUGCAACCAGAGACUUCUCUGAGGAGGAGAAGCUCGGAGAAGGUGGCUUCGGCGCAGUUUACAGAGGAUUUCUGAAAGAGCUAGACCUCCACGUUGCCAUCAAGAGAGUGUCGAGGGGUUCAGGGCAGGGGAGGAAAGAGUACACCUCUGAAGUGAAGAUCAUAAGUCGUCUGAGGCAUCGAAACCUUGUACAGCUCAUCGGAUGGUGCCACGAGGGCAGGGAGCUACUGCUUGUGUACGAACUGAUGCCUAAUGGCAGCCUCGACACCCAUCUAUACAACCCAACUGUCCUCCUAACGUGGCCAGUCAGAUUCAAGAUCGUGCUCGGGUUGGGGUCUGCGCUCCUGUACCUCCAUCAGGAUUGGGAGCAGUGUGUGGUGCACCGGGACGUCAAGCCGAGCAACAUCAUGCUGGACGCGUCGUUCGGCGCCAAGCUCGGGGACUUCGGCCUCGCGAGGCUCUUCGACCACGGCCGCGGCUCGCACACGACCAACCUCGCGGGCACCAUGGGGUACAUGGACCCGAACUGCUUCCUGACCGGCCGCGCGGAUCCGGAGUCGGACGUGUACAGCUUUGGCGUCGUGCUCCUAGAGAUCGCCUGCGGCCGCCCGCCCGUGGUGCCCGACCAGGAGGACCAGGGCAGGACGCGCCUCGUGGAGUGGGUCUGGGGCCUGUACGGACGAAGAGCCGUCCUGGAGGCCGCCGACGAGCGGAUGGGCGGCGACUUCGACGCCGAUGAGGUGGGGCACGUGCUGGUGGUCGGGCUCGCCUGCGCCCACCCGGACUGCAACCUGCGGCCAUCCAUCAGGCAGGCGAUGAGCAUGCUGCAGUGCGAGGCGACGCUGCCGACGCUUCCUGAGAAGAUGCCCACGCCGAAGUAUAUUUGACGUGAGUGUGUCCUGUCGGAUCCUCGUGGUAUAACAAUGUAUCGUGCAGGGCGUAAUUGUGUCGAAAUGAAUUGAUUCUAGAAUAAAUUGUUGUUGCGA
Phragmites australis (common reed) is the source of this 2268-nucleotide messenger RNA. RefSeq names its product L-type lectin-domain containing receptor kinase IX.1-like. NCBI's taxonomy places the organism in Eukaryota, Viridiplantae, Streptophyta, Magnoliopsida, Poales, Poaceae. Gene Ontology annotation, biological process: protein phosphorylation. The record is from RefSeq and is a predicted model, not a curated record. The transcript has 3 exons. Gene Ontology annotation, cellular component: plasma membrane. Gene Ontology annotation, molecular function: ATP binding; protein kinase activity; carbohydrate binding. The coding region runs from base 40 to 2169 and encodes 709 amino acids.